AUGGCUGGCAAUAAAAGCCACUCAAGCGGCCAGAAGCCAAAGGGCUCAUCCUGGAGACGUACUGCUGAUUAUGUCUAUGCUUUCUUCUUCAUACUCCAUAUUGUGAUUAUGUUUAUGGUUGAUUUGGUGCCGUUAUACCCCGAUGCCUUGAAGCCAGCAUUCCUCGACGACAUCCGCAGCUUUUAUAUCAACACUUACCAAGACAAAUUCUUCACUGACCCUCCGGCUUGGUUUGGAAGCUAUGUCGUUAUGGAGCUUGUUUACCAUGUCCCAGCAAGUAUAAUCAACGCCUCUAAACUUUUGAACGACGACUCAUCCGCACCACUUCAUGUGCUUGUAUGGGCCAUUCAGACAUUCGUGACUACCUUCACUUGUGUAGUGGAGGUGUGGAGUUGGGUCGACCGUACGACUGAUCAGAAGAUGAAUAUCAGUCUACUCUAUGUUCCCUAUAUGAUAUUCGGUGAGCCCAUAUCAUUCUAUUCCUACUAUAAUUUCACUAAAGCUAAGAAAACCACAGCUGGUCUGGUCGGACUGGACAUGUUUGUCCGUUUAGGAAACUCUUUGAAGAAGCUCAAACGGGAUUAA
Messenger RNA from Nannizzia gypsea CBS 118893, 585 nucleotides. RefSeq lists its product as hypothetical. The coding region runs from base 1 to 585 and encodes 194 amino acids. The record is from RefSeq and is a predicted model, not a curated record. Lineage: Eukaryota; Fungi; Ascomycota; Eurotiomycetes; Onygenales; Arthrodermataceae. Gene Ontology annotation, cellular component: endoplasmic reticulum. The transcript is spliced from 3 exons.